This is a messenger RNA of Striga hermonthica, 564 nucleotides long. The record is from the annotation of a GenBank genome assembly. NCBI's taxonomy places the organism in Eukaryota, Viridiplantae, Streptophyta, Magnoliopsida, Lamiales, Orobanchaceae.
AUGUCGAGGUUAUGGGCGAGGAUCGCAGGUCUAUUCACCAGUAGAUCCUUCGUCGGAAUGGACAAAGCGGGCAACCGAUAUUUUACCAGAACUGAGCAACUCGAUGGUGUCUUGAAAGAGAAAAGGUGGGUCGUAUUUAAAGGAGAACAGGACCCGACAUCAGUCCCGGUUGAAUGGAUAUGUUGGCUGAAUGGACAACGCAAAAAGGCACCGACCCCUGAGGAAAUCGCUGAGCUAGAGGCAAGGAGAGAACGCCUUAAAAUGAAUGUUGCUCUUCUCAAAAUGGAAGAAGAAAGAAAAGCCAAAGGAGGGAAAGCCACGACAACAAGCAUUGGUAAAGCUGCUGGUCCUGACUUGAAAAGUUUUAUCCAGCAAUUUCCCACUGAUUCGGAAGGUAAAACAAUCAAAACCACUGGUUCGGACCAUGUACCAAGUGGUAUGGUUUCCGAAGAAUCUCAGGAACAUAAAGAAGUUCCGGAAUUCAUCGGAAAGCAGACAGAGUCCUCAGAGCCGACUGGAUCUGGUGAAUCGUUCAGGCCUGGAACAUGGCAACCGCCAACAUGA